Colletotrichum navitas is the source of this 1197-nucleotide messenger RNA. Its product is annotated as polysaccharide deacetylase. Gene Ontology annotation, biological process: carbohydrate metabolic process. Gene Ontology annotation, molecular function: hydrolase activity, acting on carbon-nitrogen (but not peptide) bonds. Lineage: Eukaryota; Fungi; Ascomycota; Sordariomycetes; Glomerellales; Glomerellaceae. The record is from RefSeq and is a predicted model, not a curated record. The coding region runs from base 1 to 1197 and encodes 398 amino acids. The transcript is spliced from 2 exons.
AUGCUUGUUAGAGUACACUCGCUUUCCCUGCUGAUGGCCGUGGUGGCCUCAGGCGAGCUGGCAGCGUCCAUUCCCCUGGAGUCUUCCUCUGCCUUCGCCACCAGAGACAUGGACCGUCCUCGAUUCGGAAAUGUCCCAUACGGCAUCGAUAUCACCCGCUGUACCGUCAACGGCAAGGUCGCCCUGACUUUUGACGACGGCCCCGGAGAGUAUACCGAAAAGGUCCUUGACACUCUAGAGAAGAACGGCAACAUCAAGGCUACCUUUUUCCUCGUCGGCGUCAACGGUCAAAACGGUAUCAACAACCCGGCUUACACCCCUCUUCUCAAGCGCAUGCUAGGCGCUGGCCACCAACUUGGUAGUCACUCGUGGAGUCACAAAGACUUCAACACCAUAACCCAUGACCAGCAGGUCGAGGAGCUUGUCAAGAACGAAGAGAUUUUUGCCAAGACUCUCGGCAUUGUGCCCACCUACUUCCGCCCGCCUUACACCCACUGCGAUGACAAGUGUAUUUCGACUCUCAACGAUCUAUCCUACCACGUCGCGGAUUACAACCUCGACACCAAGGACUGGGUUGACGACGGUGUCAACUCCAAGCAGACAUACUCGAGUGCCAUCAACUCUGCAAACCCCUCGAGCUCUUCAUUCAUUGCACUGGCCCACGAUAUCCAUAAUUUCACCGUGAACGGCUUCGUUCAAUAUAUGAUUGACGUCGCCAAGGAGAAAGGUUUCGAGUUGACCACCAUGGGCGAAUGUCUUGGUGACCCGGUCUCCAACUGGUACCGCGACCCUAAGAGCGGUGAGCCCUCGGACGACAAAGAAGAACCCAAGCCCGCUACAACCAGCAAGUCGGUGGGCCCUACCACUUCUUCUUCCGCCCCCGAGGAGACUAAGGAGACCAAGGAGACCAAAACCACGUCCUCGACUACUGGAUCGGAAACCGCAGAGGCUUCUAUGACUGUCAAGACCGCGACCCAUGAGCCCGAAUCGAAGACUAAUGGACCCACCCCUACUGGCGCCACGCGAACCGUCGACGGUGGCGUUAAUAUCGGUAUCCCGGUAACCUCUGCCGGCACGACCGCUGCCUUGAGGCCCACCAGCACCAACACCGUUGUCGAAGUCAAUGCCGCCGGCCGCAUCGUCUUUUCUGCUGGCGGUGCUCUCGCCGGUGCCCUAGCUUGGGCCAUGAUUAUCUGA